GAUCAGUUGUUGUUUCGAUUCAUCUGGAAGAGUACCUCAAUCUGUCUUUGUCUUUAGUGACUGACGAUUUUGAGGAGUGCAAGUCAGUAAUUUUGUAGACUGUCCCUCAGUAUGGGUUUGUCUGAUGUUCCUUCAAGAUGAAAUUCCUGUUGUGCGUAUAUUGGGCAUGAUGAUACUACCGAAUUGGUAGUGUUUUUAGUACUUUUUCAGGAGGCGCACGCUGCCCGUCUAAUUUCCAGGAGGCGCUUAUUUUCACCAUAGGAUAGUGUGCGCCAUGUUUUCCCACCGCAAAGUUAAUAUUUCGCUCUUUGAAAUAGUACCUGUCGGGAGAUACUUGGAGACUACGUAACGUAAAGUUGUUUCCAGGGUACUUGCGCCCCCUAGUUUUGCCAAGGUUACAAUGACAGCGGCAGACACAGUAGGGUGUCAGCCCUGGUGGCUGUUUCCCAGGGCCAAUUUCUGUCUUCCCCCUAGACUGUAUCCCUUGUAUUACCAUAAUGCCUGGCACACAGUGAAUGGCAGUUUCUUACCCGAUUCAUUUCUUUUAUGUCAGCAGUUAGCAAUGUGUAUUGUAAUUAACUGCCUGUAUGUCUUUUCCACAGACUGUGAGCUUGUUCAGGGUAGUCAUCACGGCUUAUUGCUUUUCUAUCCCCAGUGUCUGUCACAUAUUAGGUGCUUGAAAAUUACAUGUUUCAAUUAGUGGCGUGCAGCAGACGCUAGGGAAGAAGGUAAGGGCUACAAGUCAGUCUGCGGACGGCACUUUUCCUGCUCUAAGCGGAAGUGAGGGCAAGGGUAGCGGAAGACGCGGCCGGCGCAGUCCGCAUGGAAACCCACACAUCUCAGCCACCACGCUGGCGGUUGGGCCUCAGAAUUCCACGGGUGGGGAGGAGAGUGGGGCGGGAAACCAAAAACCGAAUUCUGUGCUCCCGGCAUUCCACGUGGGCGGUGCUCCCCUUUGACCCUUCGCUCCCUUGCUACAUAUCCGGGCUUCUGCUGCUACUAGUCCGGGGAAGAUGGCGGAUGCAGCUGUCGUGCUUCCUGUAGAGUGGAUAAAGAACUGGGAGAAAUCAGGGAGAGGCGAAUUUUUGCAUUUAUGCCAGAUCCUGAGUGAAAAUAAAAGCCGUGAUAGUUCAUCUUAUAAAGAUUUCCAGCAAGCUCUUUAUGAGUUAUCAUGCCAUGUCGUUAAUGGAAAUCUCAAGCAUGAACAUGCAUCUAAUGUUCUUAACGACAUUAGUGAAUUUCAUGAGGAUAUGCCUUCCAUUCUUGCUGAUGUAUUCUGCAUAUUAGAUACUGAGACAAAUUGUUUAGAAGAAAAAAGCAAGAGAGACUAUUUUACACAAUUGGUAUUAGCAUGUUUGUAUUUAGUUUCAGACACAGUUCUAAAGGAACGCCUGGAUCCAGAAACAUUGGAAUCAUUAGGGCUUAUCAAACAAUCACAGCAGUUCAAUCAAAAGUCGGUUAAAAUCAAGACAAAACUCUUUUAUAAGCAGCAAAAAUUCAAUUUGUUAAGAGAAGAGAAUGAAGGUUAUGCCAAGCUGAUUGCUGAAUUGGGGCAAGAUUUAUCUGCAAAUAUUACUAGUGAUUUAAUCUUAGAAAAUAUCAAGUCUUUAAUAGGAUGCUUCAAUCUGGAUCCCAAUAGAGUUUUGGAUGUCAUUUUAGAAGUGUUUGAAUGCAGGCCAGAACACGAUGAAAUCUUUAUAUCUUUAUUAGAAUCUUAUAUGAGUAUGUGUGAACCACAAACACUGUGUCAUAUUCUUGGAUUCAAAUUCAAGUUUUAUCAGGAACCAAAUGGAGAGACCCCUUCAUCUUUAUACAGAGUUGCAGCAGUACUUCUACAAUUUAAUCUUAUUGAUUUAGAUGAUCUUUAUGUACAUCUUCUUCCAGCUGAUAAUUGCAUUAUGGAUGAACACAAACGAGAAAUUGUGGAAGCUAAGCAAAUUGUUAGAAAACUUACAAUGGUUGUAUUGUCUUCCGAAAAAAUUGAUGAGCGAGAGAAAGAAAAGGAAAAAGAAGAGGAGAAAGUAGAGAAGCCACCUGACAACCAAAAACUUGGUUUGUUGGAAGCCUUGUUAAAGAUUGGUGAUUGGCUGCAUGCACAGAACAUUAUGGAUCAGAUGCCUUCAUACUAUGCAGCUUCACAUAAGCUAAUAGCCCUUGCUAUUUGCAAGCUUAUUCACAUAACUAUUGAGCCACUCUACCGAAGAGUUGGCGUUCCUAAAGGUGCUAAAGGCUCACCUGUUAAUGCUUUGCAAACUAAGAGAGCACCAAAACAAGCAGAGAGCUUUGAAGACUUGAGGAGAGAUGUCUUCAGUAUGUUCUGUUACCUUGGUCCUCAUCUUUCUCAUGAUCCCAUUUUAUUCGCAAAAGUGGUGCGCAUAGGCAAAUCAUUUAUGAAGGAGUUUCAGUCUGAUGGAGGCAAACAAGAAGAUAAAGAGAAAACGGAAGUUAUCCUUAGCUGUUUGCUUAGCAUUACUGACCAGGUACUACUUCCAUCUCUUUCUUUGAUGGACUGCAAUGCUUGUAUGUCUGAGGAACUAUGGGGAAUGUUUAAAACAUUUCCAUAUCAGCAUAGAUAUCGUCUGUAUGGCCAAUGGAAGAAUGAAACUUACAACAGUCACCCACUUUUAGUAAAAGUUAAAGCUCAAACAAUAGACAGAGCCAAGUAUAUCAUGAAGCGUCUAACCAAGGAAAAUGUGAAGCCUUCUGGAAGACAAAUUGGAAAGUUGAGCCACAGCAAUCCAACCAUUUUGUUUGAUUAUAUCUUGUCACAAAUACAAAAGUAUGAUAACUUAAUAACACCUGUAGUAGAUUCAUUGAAAUAUCUCACUUCAUUGAAUUAUGAUGUCUUGGCCUAUUGUAUCAUUGAAGCUUUAGCUAAUCCAGAAAAGGAGAAAAUGAAACACGAUGAUACAACCAUCUCAAGUUGGCUUCAGAGUCUGGCUAGUUUCUGUGGUGCAGUUUUUCGUAAAUACCCAAUUGAUCUUGCUGGUCUUCUUCAAUAUGUGGCUAAUCAGCUAAAGGCGGGCAAAAGUUUUGACCUGCUUAUAUUGAAAGAAGUAGUACAGAAAAUGGCAGGAAUAGAAAUUACAGAGGAAAUGACAAUGGAGCAACUAGAGGCCAUGACUGGUGGAGAGCAGCUAAAAGCUGAGGGUGGCUAUUUUGGCCAGAUCAGAAACACUAAAAAAUCUUCCCAAAGAUUAAAGGAUGCACUAUUGGACCAUGACCUUGCUCUUCCUCUGUGUUUGCUUAUGGCUCAGCAGAGAAAUGGGGUCAUCUUUCAGGAAGGUGGAGAAAAACAUUUGAAACUUGUGGGAAAGCUCUAUGAUCAGUGUCAUGAUACCCUGGUGCAAUUUGGUGGGUUUUUAGCAUCUAAUCUAAGCACAGAAGAUUACAUAAAGCGAGUGCCUUCAAUUGAUGUGCUCUGUAAUGAAUUUCAUACACCCUACGAUGCAGCAUUUUUCCUGUCUAGGCCAAUGUAUGCACACCACAUUUCGUCAAAGUAUGAUGAACUUAAAAAAUCAGAAAAGGGAAGUAAACAGCAGCAUAAAGUUCAUAAGUACAUUACAUCAUGUGAAAUGGUGAUGGCUCCUGUCCAUGAAGCAGUGGUCUCCUUACAUGUUUCCAAGGUCUGGGAUGACAUCAGCCCUCAAUUUUAUGCCACAUUCUGGUCAUUGACGAUGUACGACCUUGCAGUUCCACAUACCAGCUAUGAACGGGAAGUCAAUAAACUUAAAGUCCAGAUGAAAGCCAUUGAUGAUAAUCAGGAAAUGCCUCCAAAUAAAAAGAAAAAAGAGAAGGAGCGCUGUACUGCCCUUCAGGACAAGCUUCUUGAAGAAGAAAAAAAACAAAUGGAACAUGUACAGCGAGUUCUACAGAGACUGAAACUGGAAAAGGACAACUGGCUUUUAGCGAAAUCCACCAAAAAUGAGACCAUCACAAAAUUUCUACAGCUGUGUAUAUUUCCUCGAUGUAUUUUUUCAGCAAUUGAUGCUGUUUACUGUGCUCGUUUUGUUGAGUUGGUACAUCAACAGAAAACUCCAAAUUUUUCCACACUUCUUUGCUAUGAUCGAGUUUUCUCUGACAUAAUUUACACAGUCGCAAGCUGUACUGAAAAUGAAGCUAGUCGAUAUGGGAGAUUUCUUUGCUGCAUGUUAGAAACUGUGACCAGGUGGCACAGUGAUAGAGCCACAUAUGAAAAGGAAUGUGGAAAUUAUCCAGGAUUCCUCACUAUAUUACGGGCAACUGGAUUUGAUGGAGGAAAUAAAGCUGAUCAAUUAGACUAUGAAAAUUUUCGUCAUGUUGUACAUAAAUGGCAUUACAAAUUAACCAAGGCAUCGGUGCAUUGCCUUGAAACAGGCGAAUAUACCCACAUCAGGAAUAUCUUGAUUGUGCUAACAAAAAUACUUCCUUGGUACCCAAAAGUUUUGAAUCUGGGUCAGGCUUUGGAAAGAAGAGUACAUAAAAUCUGCCAAGAAGAAAAAGAGAAGAGGCCAGAUCUAUAUGCAUUGGCUAUGGGCUACUCUGGGCAGUUGAAAAGUAGAAAGUCAUACAUGAUACCUGAAAAUGAGUUUCAUCACAAGGACCCCUCUCCGAGGAAUGCAGUUGCCAGUGUACAAAAUGGGCCUGGUGGUGGGCCUUCUUCAUCAUCGACGGGAAGUACAUCUAAAUCUGAUGAAAGCAGUAAUGAUGAGACUGAUAAAUCAAGGGAGAGAUCUCAGUGUGGUGUGAAAGCUGUUAAUAAAGCUUCUAGUGCCACACCAAAAGGAAAUUCAAGCAAUGGAAAUAGUGGCUCUAACAGCAGCAAAGCUGUUAAAGAAAAUGACAAGGAGAAAGGGAAAGAGAAAGAAAAAGAGAAAAAAGAAAAGACUCCAGCUACAACUCCAGAGGCCAGGGUACUUGGUAAAGAUGGUAAAGAAAAACCAAAGGAAGAACGGCCAAAUAAAGAUGAAAAAGCAAGAGAAACGAAGGAAAGAACACCUAAGUCUGACAAAGAGAAAGAAAAAUUCAAGAAAGAAGAAAAAGCUAAAGAUGAGAAAUUCAAGACCACCGUCCCCAAUGUAGAAUCAAAAUCUACUCAAGAAAAGGAAAGAGAGAAGGAGCCAUCCAGAGAAAGAGAUAUAGCAAAGGAAAUGAAAUCAAAGGAAAAUGCUAAAGGAGGAGAAAAAACACCAGUUUCUGGGUCCUUAAAGUCACCUGUUCCCCGAUCAGACAUUGCAGAGCCUGAAAGGGAACAAAAACGCCGCAAAAUUGAUACACACCCUUCUCCAUCACAUUCCUCGACAGUAAAGCUGGUUUAUUUCCAGGUUACAGCCAUAUUUCCCAAAGUUCCUCUGGGUUCUGAGAACUAUGCCAGCUCACCUGUCAUCUCCAUUCAUUUUCUGCAGGACAGUCUCAUCGAACUCAAGGAGUCUUCAGCAAAGCUCUACAUUAAUCAUACUCCACUACUGUCCAAGAGUAAGGAGAGAGAAAUGGACAAGAAAGAUUUGGACAAGUCAAGGGAAAGAUCCAGAGAAAGAGAGAAAAAAGAUGAAAAGGACAGGAAAGAGCGGAAAAGGGAUCACUCAAACAAUGACCGUGAAGUGCCACCAGACUUAACCAAGAGACGAAAAGAGGAAAAUGGAACAAUGGGGGUUUCAAAGCGCAAAAGUGAAAGUCCAUGUGAGUCUCCUUAUCCAAAUGAGAAAGACAAGGAAAAAAAUAAGUCAAAAUCUUCAGGCAAAGAAAAAAGCGGCGAUUCAUUUAAAUUUGAAAAGAUGGAUAAAAUCUCCUCCGGUGGCAAAAAGGAGUCCAGGCAUGAUAAAGAAAAGAUAGAAAAGAAAGAGAAACGGGACAGUUCAGGAGGAAAGGAAGAGAAGAAACAUCAUAAGUCCUCGGACAAGCACAGAUAAUGAAGACUUUGAGUCAAGGGUAUGGAUAGACCCCUAAGCUGAAGGUCUCCCAGAGGAGGAUGCCAAAGCUCCAUGCAUCACUCUCAGAACGUUCUCUCCCCUAACUAAGAGCUUCUGGUGCUGUCCAUUUAAUCGGAGUCUGCUUUAAGUCAGAAGAUGAAUGCACACCACCAUCCUCUUGACAAGACAUUCCAAAGUCACUGAUUUUCAGAAUAUUGUUUUCACCUCCAGGCAGUUUCUUGCAGCAAGGUCCCUGUGUAUACAAUUUUUACUCAAGAUUCACCAUCCAGAAGCAGCAUCUAAUGAAAAUUUCACUGUUUUAGUUAUCCUUUCUCAGAAAGGAGAGGAAAUCACCUCCUGGAACCAAUUCUUCAAUGUUGUAGAUAGGCGGUAUUUGUGUGUGAACUCCUAUAAGCUUGACAAUAUUGGGAUGAUUAUAUUGCUUGAGGAUUUUGGAAUCAUGUUGAAAUUUUAAUUUCAGUUCCUGGGAAAAAUCAUCUUCAUAUAUUUUAACAGCAACAACAGUUUUAUCCUUUGAUAUGCCCUUAAAUAUGUCAUCAAAACUAUCAUUGAUGUAAUUCUAUUGUGACGUCUUGAUGAUUGAAAAUCAAUUUAUUAUUCUACUUAUGGCCCUAUAUAUCUACUGAUAUCAUGAUACUGUUUAUUAGAACAUUGACUUUUUGGGGGGUAUUUAAAAAAUUUGAGAUGAAAUUUACAUAACAUAAAAAUUGCCAUUUAAAAGUGGUUUUUAGUAUAUUCACUAUGUUGUAACAAUCACCAGUAAUUCUAGAGCAUUUCCAUUACCCCAAAAAGAGACCCAAAUUCUCCCCUUGCCCCAGCCCCUGGAACAAAUAAUGUACUUUCUGUCUUCAUGACUUUGCCUGUUGCAGGUAUUUCAUAAAAAUGAAAUAAUGAAAUAUGUGGCCUUUUGUGUCUGGCUUCUGUUAUUUAGAAUCAUGUUUUCAGGGUUCAUCCAUGUUGCAGCAUGUAUCAGAACCUCAUUUCUUUUUAUAACUGAAUAAUGCUCCACUGUAUGAAUGUGUACCACAUUUUGUUUAUCUGUCAUAAAUGAUGGACAUGAACAAUGAAUUUUAGUUAUUAAAAUUGUAAGUUCAACUUUAGUGUAUCUACAAUUACAAUUGGUAAUGUCAAGAUUAUACUUGGUAUAAACAGAAUGCUGUAUAGAAACAGUAUGUAAAUUAUUUGUCAGCAUAUCAUGCAUAUGAUUUCUAAGGCCCUUCUAGCUCUGGUUUUAUGAAAUAUUUGAAUGUAGUAUUUUGUCAAUAAAGUUUAAUGCAUUAAGCAUUAGUUUAAAAUUUGAGAACAAUGUUAGGCAGAUAUGAAGCUAUUUGCCACAUGUUGUAAUGAUCAUGUUUGAAUUUAUUUCAAUAUGCAGUAUUUGAAAAAAUAUCAAUGCAUAAAAGGAAAUGAGUAUAAUUAAGUCAAUAUAUUUUUAAAGCAAUUUUUAUAAUUUAGCAGACACUGCAUCUUAAUAUAAGUCACUGUUAAAAUUGUGUCCUUGUGAAAAAUGAAAUGUCAUUUUUUUGUUGUUGAUCAUGUAAAAUUAAUUCCUUUUCAUUGCUGUGUGUUCUGUUUACUUUUGACAAGCUAUUGCUUGCCCCUGUGGAAUGUUUUACUUCUAUUUCAUUUUUCCCUCCUUUUUCUCCUCUGAUCCCUCCCUCUCAUAGCCAAAUAUUCACUGUUUUUUUAAAAAGUCAUCAUAAUGUACCCUGUCUUUAAUGGUUUCUAAGAGUAGAUGAUCAAAAAUACACAGAUAUUUUUCAUCCCCAUUGAGAGACUUUAUUCAAGCCUUUGUUACUGACAGAACUCACUGAUUUCUUUCUUAAAUCAAUUUUCCUUUCUUCCUCUCCUCCUCUCCUUCCCUCCUGCUUUCCCUCUUCCCCCUCUAUCUCCCCGCUUCCCGGCCUCUCUCCCUCCCUUCUUCCUUGCCUUUCUCCUCCUUUCCUUUUCUGCCUGUCAAUAUGAUCACCUUCUUUCUUUCAGAUGAGAUUGGAAUGAAAUUGUUCAGCUGCAUCAAGAAAUUAAUGUUCCUGAGUAGAUUGCCAAGAAUUAUGAACGAAGAGGGCUGGUCCAUUUGCAUCUACUUAAAUUAUUCAGUUAUCUGCUUUAUUGCUCCAUGCUGAAAACUUAGAAGUUGAUUUUUGUGUUAAUGUUUUUAACUUUUUGCUUAGUUUCUACAUGUUUAUUUUCAGUAAAUGACUGAAAGUGUUAACUAUUCUAUAUUUUUAGCACAAUGUGCUGCAUACAGUUUCCAAAAAGCAAAUAAGGUUACAUGUGUACAGAAUUUCAUUUUAGGUUAACUAAGUAUUGCCUGAGUUUAGUUGGGUUUUUUUUUGUUUGUUUCAGUCUGAAAUGCUUCCUUUCCAUUGUUUGAAACUGAAAAUAAACAAUAUUGAACCAUUUUGAAUUUACCUCAUUUUAAAACUCAGUUUAAAUUUAUUAUUUGGCCUGUUGUUAAUAUUGGUCACUAAAAACAAAGUGAGAGCAGUCUUACGCAAUGCUUAGGAGUCAUUUUAUAUAGUAUGUGUACAACAUUAAAACCUGUUGAAAAAAAAAGAAGGAGGUACCAGCACUCACUUGUCCUUGGCCAUUUUUUCUUGUAAUUAUGUUAGACAAAUUGGUGGGAGCGGGAAUCAAAAGUUAAUUGUGUUUAAUUCUACAGCUAGAGAAGCUUUGUAUUGCUGAACUUUCAUCUGGGAAAGUUUCACAGUGACAUUUUUAAAAGAAAAAUUUUUUUAUUGACCGAAUUCUACCAGUGUAACCUUUUUUCUAAAUAAACAAUAGUUUUCUCAA
Molecule: messenger RNA, 8702 nt
Organism: Manis pentadactyla (Chinese pangolin)
Lineage: Eukaryota; Metazoa; Chordata; Mammalia; Pholidota; Manidae
Gene: THOC2
Product: THO complex subunit 2
Exons: 39
Coding region: 1014-5888 (1624 amino acids)
Biological process (GO): mRNA processing; mRNA export from nucleus
Cellular component (GO): THO complex part of transcription export complex
Molecular function (GO): mRNA binding
Source: RefSeq, a predicted model, not a curated record